GAAGUUUUUCUUGUGACCCUUGAGUACCUCGGGAGCAUCUUGGGAGAGCUGCAUCCUUGAAAUCAUUGUAUCCAAGUCCUAGUUUCGACCAAGUUAAAAGUUGGAGAGCAUUCAGCCAAGGUCCGAAGACAGACUGACGACUGCUGUGCCAAACUCUACGCAUCUGGACUGAUCGGAGUUGUACUCUAGAGGACACCAGGGCCUGAAGUAAGGACAGUGGCCCACGAUGGCAAACUUGACCGCCAAAUAUGCCCCUCCCUUUCGAGCGGAACACAUGGGGUCCCUCCUCCGUCCCCAGGCUCUGUUGGACGUGCGUUCGCAGAUCCGCGAUGGAGAAGCAGCCCCGGCUGCGCUGACGGAGGUUGAGAAGCAGUCUGUGGGUGAGGUCGUGCAAGCUCAACUGUCGCUGGGUUUGCGGGCGGUGGGAAGCGGCGAGUUCAAUCGCACCCGGUUCUGGGGCCUGUUUUGGGACGAGCUCGAGGGAACUGUGCGUCUACAGGACGCCGAUGCCAGCAUGUUCCGUCUCUACCAUCCGGACGUGGUGAGCCUGAUCGAGAAAGAUCGCAAGGUGAUGCCCGGAGACAGUGUCAUCGCUGGGUCCAAAGUGCACAAUGCUGGCACGGCGAGCAACUUGCACGAAUUGCGCCUGGUGCAACAGUUUGUGCCCAAGGAAAGGUGGGGGGACAUCAAGUUGACAAUGAUCACGCCAGCGUGGUUCCACAUGAGAUAUAAACAAGGACGGGCAUACACCGCCGAGGCCUACUCCAACGACAGCGAGUAUUUCCGGGAUGUUGCUCUGGCAUAUGCAAAGGAACUAAAGGACCUAUACGCGGCGGGACUCCGAAAUGUCCAGUUUGACGACCCAGGACUUGCUUAUUUCUGCUCCAGUUCAUUCCGUGAUGGCUGGGCAGCAGACCCCGACAACAUUGGCACGGUGGACGAGCUGCUCGAUGCCUACAUCAAAUUGUACAACGAUUGCCUCGUUGAUCGGCCAAACGACCUACACGUUGGAGUGCAUCUCUGCCGAGGAAACUUUAUCGGAGGACGGCAUUUCGCCGAAGGAGCAUACGACAUCAUCGCUAGCAAGCUCUUUCAAAAUCUUGAUGUCGAUACGUUCUACCUGGAAUACGACACGGAGCGAGCGGGUGGAUUUGAACCAUUGAAGUACUUGCCCAAGAACAAGAAUGUGAUCAUCGGGGCCAUCAGCACCAAACUGCGACAGCUAGAGAACAAGGACGAGGUCAAGGCGCGUGUGUUGAAGGCAGCCGACUUUGUCGCUGAAGGAUCGGGACAAACGAGAGAGGAGGCACUCAAAAGAAUUGGGUUGAGCCCUCAGUGCGGGUUCAGCACGCAUGAGAGUGGUUAUCCUUUGACAUUGGAGGAUGAGACAGCCAAACUGCGUCUGGUUCGGGAGAUUGCAGAUGAUAUCUGGGGCGAGCCAUGAGAAAUGAAGGAGACCGACGAGAUGUCAAGACUUCUCGUGUUCUGGGGUUGUUCGAUGAUGGCAGCUAUAGCGUGGUUUGCCAGAAAGAGAGAUAGAAUCAAAAGUUUGAGAUAUGAUCAAGUAGAGGUGC
Messenger RNA from Exophiala mesophila, 1574 nucleotides. RefSeq lists its product as uncharacterized. NCBI's taxonomy places the organism in Eukaryota, Fungi, Ascomycota, Eurotiomycetes, Chaetothyriales, Herpotrichiellaceae. Gene Ontology annotation, molecular function: 5-methyltetrahydropteroyltriglutamate-homocysteine S-methyltransferase activity; zinc ion binding. The record is from RefSeq and is a predicted model, not a curated record. Bases 227 to 1444 code for a protein of 405 amino acids. The transcript has 3 exons.